GCGCCUCAGCCCGCCCUGAGGCGGCGGGGACGGGGCCGCUCUGUCGCGACAUGGGGGACGAUUUGGCGUCAGAAGGCGACACCCUGCUUCAGUCAGAGAAGGAGUUCCAUGAUGCAGCGAAGCGAAAUGAUACAACCAGGAUGGAGGAACUCAUCAGGAGAGGAGUUGACAUCAAAGCCAAAAACAAUACAGACCGGACUGCCCUGCACUGGGCUGCAGGAGCAGGGAGCGUGGAUGCUGUGCGACUGCUCCUGGAUCACGAUGUCCCUGUGGAUGAUGAAGACAGUGUACAGAGGCGACUCUCCCUUGCAUGUGCUGCAGAUGUGUUCGUUUGGAAUGAAUGCUCUUCUCCUGUCUGCCUGGUUUGGCCACCUCCGAGUCCUGCAGAUCCUUGUCAAUGCUGGGGCCAAGAUUAACCGUGUCAAUAGGAAUGGCAGGAGUGUGCUUCACUGUGCAGCUCAGAGGGGACACAUCCAGGUGAUAGAGUUCAUCAUGGAGAACUUGGAGGACGUGUGUGUGGAUGAGACAGACAAGAUGGACAGGACAGCGUUUCACCUGGCCGCAGAGUACGGGCAGCUGGACGUGGUGGAGUUCCUCAUUCGACUGGGUUGUUCUCACAGUGCCAAAGACAAGGAAGAAAAUACAGCAUUGCAUUUAGCUGCUAAAAAUGGACAUCUCUCUGUGCUGGAGAAGAUUAUAGAUGUCAAAGUGGACCUUGAUGAAAAAAACUCAGAAGGACUCACAGCUCUGCACCUGGCUGCUGAAGGGGGACACAGCCACUGUGUGAAGCUGCUUGUGGAAGCAGGUGCUGAUGUCAAUGCCCAAACCCAGAAAAAGAUGAACUGCCUUCAUUAUGCAGCACUGCAUGGCUAUGAGGAGAUAGCCAGGAUCCUUAUGGAUGCAGGAAUCCACACGGAUGCUCUCAAUCAUCAAAAUGCAUCAGCAACACACAUCGCAGUCCUGCAGAACUUCCCAGCCAUGGUGAAGCUCUUCAUCAGUGCAGAGUGUGACCUUGACAUUCCAGAUAAUAGGCAGCAGACCUCACUCCACAUCGCUGCAGAGCACGGCAGGCAGGACAUUGCUGAGAUGAUUCUCAUUGCAGGAGUUAAUCUGAAGCUAACUGACAAGCAAGGGAAAACAUCUCUGGAUGUUGCUGCCCGAGGCAAUCACAUCAUCUUGGUGGACAUGAUUAUCAAAGCUGAUCGGUUUUACAAAUGGGAGAAGGACAGCCUGAACAGCGGCUCCGGCUCAUGGGUGGCAAAGCACUUGACCUUUAAGCAGGAUCACAGGCUGGAAACACAGCACAUUCGCUCAGUCAUGUGGAGAUUAGCCACUAAGUACCUCAAACCCGGGGAAUGGAAGAAGCUGGCACAUUACUGGAAAUUCACAGAUGACCAUAUUAGGGCCAUUGAGCAACAGUGGACAGGCACUAAAAGCUACAGGGAACACGGCCACAGAAUGUUGCUGAUCUGGCUCCAUGGUGUGAUCACUGCAGGAGAAAAUCCAAUCAAGGGACUGUACGAAGGCCUGGUGGGGAUUGGGAGAAGAGAUUUAGCAGCAGAUCGUUCUCUCUUACAGAAAGUAUCCGGAAAAAAGCAAAUGCAGACUCCACCUCUCCACGGAAGUGCACAGCAAUGUAACACCAGGAGCAUCCUCAGCUGGUCUUAGAGCUACAGGAGGAACACUUCUCUGCUGCUGAGAAGGCAGAUGCAACCUAAGGGCUUCUUGACACAAACUGCUGGCACUGCUGCAUCCUUUUGGACAGGGAUUGACAAGGGUAAAACAAAUGCUCAUGGUCAAAAAUGCCCCUACACAGAAGGGAGAUUUUUAUCAGCAAUUUCAAAUGGUCUGGGUACUGUAAUGAGUUUGGUGAGUGAGCCUUACUUGUCAUACUGCAUCAGGAAAUAUUACAGUUUUACUGUAACUUAUCUACAGCACAUUUUUAUAUAUAAAUUUUCAAUUGUCAAGUUUUUAAAUUAAUGAGGGCAAAGGCUGUUUUCAGGAAUGUUCUUUACUUCACUUAUUUGUGAGGGACUUAUUUCUUAGGCAUGUCCAUACAUUUCCACCAUAAGAGAACUUAAGCAAAAUCAAAGCUACUCUUUGGUCUUUUGGAACCUGAGGGGGUUGUGAUCUUUAAUGCUUUGACUCUUCACAAAAUGUUUGAGAAUAUUAACAUAUGCUGUUUAUGAAUGUACAUUAACAUAUACUGUUUAUAAAUCAAAUAGGUGACUAACCUUUCCAAAACAUCUUUUCAUUGGUCAUGUAAUCCUUCAUAUUUAUUUUUUACAGCAUCUCAAGGGGAAAAUAAUGUCUGUAUUUCAAUAAAUCUAGAUUUUACCCUUU
Molecule: messenger RNA, 2343 nt
Organism: Poecile atricapillus (Black-capped chickadee)
Lineage: Eukaryota; Metazoa; Chordata; Aves; Passeriformes; Paridae
Gene: ANKDD1A
Product: ankyrin repeat and death domain containing 1A
Exons: 15
Coding region: 109-1668 (519 amino acids)
Biological process (GO): signal transduction
Molecular function (GO): protein binding
Source: RefSeq, a predicted model, not a curated record